UCGUCAACCGUCGUAUCCAGCUCAAAAAAUCUUCCUUUCUUCCUCCCUCCUAUGUUAUCUGUUAAGAGAUAACGUUAACACUGCUCAAAGAAUGGGAACUACCAUUCUCAAUACAUCGUUGUUCCUUGUGCAUUUUAACAGUUGGAGAAAAUUAAGUUCAAGAAUGAUGGAGUCUGACGUUUUUCGCAAACGAAGAAGGUUCAUUUCUGCAAAAUAUAAAGGUGAUGAUUUUGAAAGUGGAAAGAAGCUUUAUCUUGGUAUGGAUUUUGGAACAUCUGGAGCUCGGUAUGCUCUUAUUGACAAUGAAGGGAGCAUUCACGCUGAAGGGAAGAGAGAGUACCCCCUCUAUAUGAAAGAAGGAGGAAAAAAUGGAUUGGAUACAAUCAUGGAAAGACACACUCUUUUUACUCCUUGAUGAUGUUCCAGCCAGUCUUCGCCCAGCUGUUGCGUCCAUUGCAAUUGACGGGACCUCUGCAACAACUAUCAUCAUGGACAGCACGAGCGGAAGGCCAUUGUGUAGACCGUUCCUGUACAAUGAGAGCUGUCCUGAUGCUUUGCCCUUGGUGAAGUCUAUUGCUCCUGCAAAACAUACGGUCUGCUCUGGAUCUUCUACCCUUUGCAAGCUUGUCUCGUGGUGGAACUCUUAUGAUUCGAGCAAGGAAUCUGCGGUAUUAUUACAUCAAGCAGAUUGGUUACUCUGGCUACUUCAUGGCAAGCUGGGGGUGUCCGACUAUAAUAAUGCUUUGAAGGUUGGGUAUGAUCCUGAAAUGGAUUCCUAUCCAUCUUGGCUUCUAUCUCAGCCAUAUUCUCAUCUUUUACCUUCUGUUCAAGCUCCUGGUACUAAAAUUGGUUGUAUAAAGGAGGACAUAAGAACUAAUUUUGGUUAUCCAAAGGAUUGUGUUAUCUGUACCGGAACCACAGACAGUAUAGCAGCAUUUCUAGCAGCACGUGCUACUCAACCCGGGAAAGCUGUAACAUCUUUGGGUUCAACACUUGCAAUAAAACUACUUAGCACUAGAAGGGUAGAAGAUGCUCGAUUUGGAGUAUAUAGCCACCGUCUUGAUGAUAAAUGGCUGGUUGGAGGUGCUUCUAAUACGGGGGGAGCAGUUCUUAGGCAACUGUUCACAGAUGAGCAGUUGGCGAAACUAAGCGAGCAGAUAAAUCCCCUUGAAGCUUCUCCUCUUGAUUACUACCCCCUUCAAGCAGUUGGUGAAAGAUUCCCUGUGUCAGAUCCAAAUAUGGAGCCAAGGCUACAUCCACGUCCAGAAAAUGAUGUUGAAUAUUUACAUGGUAUUCUUGAAUCAAUUGCUCGCAUUGAGGCAAAGGGGUAUAAGUUGCUGAAAGAUCUAGGGGCCACUCCCGUCGAAGAAGUGAUCACUUCUGGAGGAGGCUCAAAGAAUGAAAAAUGGAUAAAGAUACGAGAGAGAGUACUCGGUUUGCCUGUGUGCAGAGCAGAUCAGACUGAAGCUGCCUAUGGAGCUGCAUUGUUGGCUAUCAAAGGCUCUUCUUAAAAUAUAAUAUAGCAUCUCACUGGAAAAUGUAACAUUUUUAUUCCCUUUUUAAGACAUAGUAUGACAAUAAACUGGAAUGCCUGUUCCCAAUUCAUCUCUAUCAUGUAUUAGAUUUUGGACAAUGAACCAUAAUAAUUAUAGGCAGAAAACAUAUAUUAAUUA
Molecule: messenger RNA, 1673 nt
Organism: Nicotiana attenuata
Lineage: Eukaryota; Viridiplantae; Streptophyta; Magnoliopsida; Solanales; Solanaceae
Product: xylulose kinase
Exons: 8
Coding region: 369-1511 (380 amino acids)
Biological process (GO): xylulose metabolic process
Cellular component (GO): cytosol
Molecular function (GO): D-xylulokinase activity
Source: RefSeq, a predicted model, not a curated record